UCCCAUUUCUAAUAUCUCCAGGGACUAAGCACAAAACUAUGCUGGAAGCUCGGAAUGGAAGUGGAACCAUAAAAGCCUUUCCCCGGGCAGGCGUAAAAGGGAAAGGACCUGUGAAUAAAGGAAACACAGGCCUUCAGAACAAAACAUUUCACUGUGAAAUAUGCGAUGUGCACGUAAACUCUGAGACACAACUGAAACAGCACAUAAGCAGUAGAAGGCACAAAGAUAGAGCUGCUGGGAAGCCGCCUAAACCUAAAUACAGCCCGUACAACAAACUCCAAAAGGGAACACAUCCUCUAGGGGUAAAAUUAGUGUUUUCAAAGGAACCUUCAAAGCCGAUGGCUCCAAGAAUCUUACCAAAUCCACUAGCAGCUGCAGCAGCAGCUGCUGCUGUGGCUGUGAAUUCCCCCUUCAGUCUUCGAACAGCCCCAGCAGCCACCCUUUUCCAGACUUCAGCACUUCCUCCAGCACUCCUACGACCAGCUCCGGGGCCUAUACGGACCACCCAUACUCCUGUGCUGUUUGCUCCUUACUGAACUCCAAACAGGAAAUAAUUGUACUGCAAUAAUUUUUCAAAUCAAAACAAACAAAAAAGAAAACCAAGAACAUUGAACUAUGCAGUGUUUAUUUAUAGUUUAAAGUAUAUAUGAAGAGCCAGGACUUUUGAUAGAGAACUGAACAAAUUCUAAAUGGGGGAAUGGGCAGUAUUUUCUCCAGAUGAGAGCAUUCCUCUUAAGUAUUGAUCGUUUUAGAACUGAUCUCCAGCAUUGACUUGUAGUGAUAUAUAAAACUUACAAAGCCUUUUGACUGUGCUUUUUGGCACAUAUUUCCCUGCAAUGUCUUUCCUGCUUUAUGAAACAACUUACAAAUUUGUCUGAAGGGCAUUAACUGGUUCCAAUGUACAUAAAAUACUUUAUUCUGUAGAUUAAAGAAGAAGGAAAAGAAAAGAAACACUGUGAAUAGUAGUACCUUACCAAUCCUCCUGCCAAAUCAGCGGUUACUGGGUAUUUAUCUGAACAAAAGUAGAUACAAUAGAUGUCUUGUAAAACAGUAGUAUUGUGUCUCUAUCUAUGCCACUAGGUUUCUAACUGCGUUGCAAAAGUUAAAGUAAACAAAGUAUGUCACACAAAAAAAAAAAAA
Molecule: messenger RNA, 1140 nt
Organism: Meleagris gallopavo (turkey)
Lineage: Eukaryota; Metazoa; Chordata; Aves; Galliformes; Phasianidae
Source: RefSeq, a predicted model, not a curated record